This is a messenger RNA of Marasmius oreades (fairy-ring Marasmius), 573 nucleotides long. RefSeq lists its product as uncharacterized. The record is from RefSeq and is a predicted model, not a curated record. Lineage: Eukaryota; Fungi; Basidiomycota; Agaricomycetes; Agaricales; Marasmiaceae. The transcript has a single exon. The coding region runs from base 1 to 573 and encodes 190 amino acids.
AUGUCUCAAAACACAGAAGCUCGAUCAUUCAUUCAGAGAGUUCAAGGUCUCCUGAAAGGCGCUGGUGUUUCUCUUGACGAUGUCCUUCAACCUUCUCUCGAUGAUGAAGCUGACCUUCGAAAGCUCUUUGCUACAGACAGGCAAAACCCACGUUUGAAUGACAAACAUGUCAGUCUUGUCAACAUUUUUGACACUCCAGAAUAUAUUAAAACUGUCAGAGCUCGAGUUGUAAAGGGUGAAGAAGAUUUGACUGCCAAAUAUGUUAUGCCUCUCUCCGAAACAGAAAGGAAGAAAGAAGGCAAGCUAUGUAUGGUGCCUAACUUGGAGGAGUUCAAGAAGAACUGGUCUGUUUUCACUGAGGGAUCCCUUUCUCAGCUAUCAGAUUGGAGCAACGUCGUGGCUGCUGGGGGGUCAGUCCUAGCAUGUCUUUCGCCGCUUCCAGAGCCUGCCAAAGCUUCCAAGAGGUCAAUCAGAAAAUACUAUCAUUCCAUGGCCUAUCCUAUUACUUCAGACGUUGAUAUCUUUCUCUAUGGCAUGACUCCUGAACAGGCGCGUUGUCAACUGUUCUUGUAG